Molecule: messenger RNA, 1288 nt
Organism: Cydia pomonella (codling moth)
Lineage: Eukaryota; Metazoa; Arthropoda; Insecta; Lepidoptera; Tortricidae
Gene: CPH4
Product: cuticle protein 1-like
Exons: 3
Coding region: 141-587 (148 amino acids)
Source: RefSeq, a predicted model, not a curated record
UACCCACAAAAAGAUACUUUAUCGUAGCACUGAUUACUGGCCACUUUCAAUACAGCUGUACAGCAACGCCCGUAUAAAAGACCCAACGCACCGCUGGACAGCAUUCAGUAGCUAUCUAGCAGUCUGACAAGAAGUGCAAGAUGAGAUUUCUGAUCGCUUUCGCCGCCGUCCUCGGCUACGCCUCGGCCUCGGCCAUCCUGCCCCUCGCACAUCUCGGCAUCAACGCCGGCGACGCGCAAGCGGCCGCCAUCGACGCUACCGUCGCCGCGCAGGACCAUGCGCGCGCGGCGAUAGAAGGCAACCUGAGGGCCAACGAGGCCGCUGUACAGUGGAACACUGAGGCCGUCCGCCAGGCGGCUGAGGCCUCUAGGGACAUCAAUGAGAACGCUUACUGGAAUGGCGUCGCCGCUUCCCAGAACGUCGUAGCCGCCGCCCAAUCGCAAGCAGCCGCCCUGAACGGCAUCGCCGCCGCCCGCGCCGGUCUGUGGGGCGCCCACGUCGCGCCCGUCGGCCCCGUCGCCGCCUGGGGCGCCCCCCUCCUCCACGGUGGUCUGGGCAUCCAUGGCGCCGCUCUGCGCGCGUGGUAAAACAACUGACGGUGUACCUAACCAGGGAAAUUGCCUUGGGAUGUUUUUUUUAAACAUUCUAAAGGAUUUGUCAACUGAAAGAAUUUUAUAAAGCUCAUUCCACAUCGCUGUAGGAUACAUCAUAUAGUUUAUGUGAUUGCUACAUAAGUAAAGGCAUUAAAAUACGAGUGUGGGUUUAUGAAACAAGCGAUGUGAAUUUCAUAAAGGGACCACACGAGUGUUUUAAUGCCUAAUUAUGUUUAGGCCUUCGACACACUCGAAAAUCUCAAUGCAUUAGCGAUAUAGUCAUUUAGAUACGUGGCUGUCAAUGGCGCGGUUAUAUCGCAAUAAAAAUCACAAUAUAUAAAGGCUUUUAUAGCUUAUUCCUGAUCAAAUUAUGGUGUGUUUAUAGCGGAGCUCAAAACUGAACUCUAAUAGCAAUUUUAUAAAGUUCAAAUCAUUGUAAACUACACCAUAUUCGCAAUUUGAGUACUAGUCCCAUCUUUGCUUAAACCGGACUAUGGUGAGUCUAUAUGUAGAAUAUACUUUAUAUCAAUGUGUAUAAGGUUCAUGUUUCUCUGGUUAGUUAUACGUGCGAACUGGAUCUGAUAGGAAACAAUGAUGCUCAACGGAAAACAAACGGUCUCAUUUAGUAACUCUCUUUGUAGAUACCAUAAUGCCAUCACUGCCAAAGUGUAAAUAAAUACACAUUUUUAAGACGA